CAAACGACGACGAUAGCCCUUCAGUGGUAAAACGACGCCGACGACGAUCCCGUUGAACGAACAAUUUUGGCCGCCCUCUCAAUUCGAUUCCCUCGAUACUCUUCUGCCACGAUGCUCGCUCAACGUGUUGGCGUCGCCGCCCUUCGCCGAGGCGCGGCUAAGCCUAGCAGUGUCUUCUUCUCCCAGACACUGCCCAAGGUUGCCCUGACUGCCGGCAUCUCGACCACUCCCUCCCGUCCCGUCGCCAGCACCAAGCUCUCCCAGGAGGAAGGCCGCCAGCUCCUCGUCAACCAGCGCCUGAACCGCCCCGUGUCCCCCCACCUGGGCAUCUACAAGAUGGAGCAGACCUGGUUCGGCAGCUCUGCCUGGAACCGAAUCACCGGAUGCACCCUCUCGGCCACCAUGUACGCCUUCAUGGGCGCCUACCUCGUCGCCCCCGUCGUCGGCCUUCACCUCGAGACUGCCAGCGUCGCCGCUGCUUUCGGCGGUCUUCCUCUUGUCGUCAAGGGUGGUGUCAAGCUCGCUCUUGGCUUCCCCUUCGUGUACCACUUGAUCAACGGUUUCAAGCACCUUCUAUACGACAUGGGCAAGGGGUUCGCCAAGCCCACGAUCAAGAAGACUGACAACAUUCUCUGGGCUGCGAGCAUCCUCGGUGCCAUUGGUCUGGUUGCUUUCGUGUAAGAGAUGAAAAAGAAGGGAGGAAUAGAUUGGGCUAGCAACAGCAGUGGAUGAAAUACAUCAAGCCGUGAGGGAUUGAGAAGAGUACGGGAAAUGGGAGACGAGGUACUCGUGUAGAAGUAUGAAUGAGCCUGGGAGGGCAUUCCUGAUUUUGAGCAAAUCAAUUUUUACUAUAUGUACACCAACCCUCUUACCCAAAUGCCCUUUUGUGAGGUAUCCCGAAGCCUAAAACG
Molecule: messenger RNA, 911 nt
Organism: Fusarium vanettenii 77-13-4
Lineage: Eukaryota; Fungi; Ascomycota; Sordariomycetes; Hypocreales; Nectriaceae
Exons: 3
Coding region: 112-681 (189 amino acids)
Biological process (GO): tricarboxylic acid cycle; mitochondrial electron transport, succinate to ubiquinone
Cellular component (GO): membrane
Molecular function (GO): succinate dehydrogenase activity; electron transfer activity
Source: RefSeq, a predicted model, not a curated record